Molecule: messenger RNA, 2255 nt
Organism: Solea solea (common sole)
Lineage: Eukaryota; Metazoa; Chordata; Actinopteri; Pleuronectiformes; Soleidae
Gene: dusp11
Product: dual specificity phosphatase 11 (RNA/RNP complex 1-interacting)
Exons: 9
Coding region: 365-1576 (403 amino acids)
Biological process (GO): dephosphorylation
Molecular function (GO): polynucleotide 5'-phosphatase activity; protein tyrosine/serine/threonine phosphatase activity
Source: RefSeq, a predicted model, not a curated record
ACCACUGAAUUCAUCGCUAGAAGAAGAACCCGGAAGUAAACCAGGUUCCCCGGUAUGGAGUUGUAUAUGCACGUCCCCGCCUUCUACUGCGAGUAAAUUACCGUUUAAUAUUAACUGAGGCUGCCACUGGGUUUUUAUCGUAUUUUAUAUUUCUAGGCUCUCCUUAACUGUAUUUUUUUUUUGGUCAUUAUUGUUCAUAUUUUGCGUUAAUUGUGAUUAACGCUGUCUCGCUGUGCGCAGGCUAGCUGUGUCUGGAGCGACACGUGCUAAUGUUCACGUUUUGGAAGUUUUUUUUUUACGGGUUUUAACAUUUUAUUGGGUUAACAGUUCGGACGAAGAGUCCCAGUAGAUAAUCGCUGUGAGAAUGUACAGACCCGGUAAGAGGAGCGGUGGAGGAGGGAUACCGGACAGGUGGCUCGACUAUAAAGCUGUUGGAAAAAGACUCGAAGGGACUCGUUUCAUUGCCUUUAAAGUUCCACUCAAACGGGCUCUGACUCGUUGUCUCUCGGCCUCUGACGUCUUCGGUCCCUGGGAGCUGCUGGACGCUCUGAGCACAGACAAUGAAGAGCUCGGUCUGAUCGUUGACCUGACGUUCACUACACGCUACUAUCAACUACAGGACGUGCCGGCAUCGCUGCUCUUUGUGAAAAUCUUCACUGCGGGUCACGAGGUUCCCCGCGACAACACGAUCCUGAGCUUCAAGCGCAUCGUUCGCAGGUUUCUACGAGAAAACGCAGACAACGACAAACUGAUCGGCGUCCACUGCACCCACGGCCUGAACCGCACGGGUUACCUGAUCUGCAGGUAUCUGAUCGACGUCGACGGGAUGGAUCCUAAACAGGCUGUCGACUUGUUUAACUCGUCACGGGGCCAUGACAUCGAGAGAAAGAACUAUCUGGACGACCUGCAGCAUGGCCCAAAGAGGAGCAACGAGGGGAUAGAAGAGUCGAAGGAGGAGCCACAGAAUGGCUGCUCUGCCGAGCGGCCGUCUUCUGAGUCAGUGGACUCUGAGGACAGAGAGGACAGACGGGUCAGAGAGGACAGGCGGGACAGAGAGGACAGACGGGACAGAGAGGACAGACGGGACAGAGAGGACAGGCGGGACAGAGAGGACAGAUGGGCCAGAGAGGACAGACGUGACAGAGAGGACAGGCGGGACAGACGAGCACACGGCAGUGACCCCUGGUAUCACAGAUCUCUCUCUCCUCGAGCUUCAAACCACCGCCCACAUCAUCACGAUCAUCGUCAUUAUCCUCCUCCUCCUCCUCCUCCUCUGUAUGGCGGCGAUCUUCUUUCCGAUCCACUGCGAAGCAACGGCGGCCUUCUGCCCGAGCCGCCGUCCAUGCCUCCGCUUCAUCUGCACACGAGAGCCCACUUCCACCCGUACCAAUGGACCGCGCCUCAUCUCGACGGUCAGUGGGGGAGCCACAGCAGAGCCCCGCCCCCUCGCUACACAAGGACAGAGCAGGAAGAGGAGGAGCUGGGCCGCCGCCUCCACUUGCCCUGGACCGAUGAGGACGAGUGGGCGAGUCAUCGCCACAGACACACGCACAGCCUGAGAUAUGACCACUACUAGACUGAUCACAUGAUCACGUGACUGUGCUGACGGCGGCGCUGCAGUCGUCACAAAUCCACAACAGAGUCUCAUUUUAAUGAGCUGCGGCUGAAAAUGCGUCAGUGGACGAGGGACAUUAACAUUUUAUUGACUUGUUUUAUUUGCAGAACAUGAUUUUGCAGGAGGUUCUAGACAACUUUAACAAGAUGUUCACUGCUUUUAUUUUAGCUGUGAGACCGUGUUUUCUUACAGGAAACUGAAGUUUGUGUCAUGAGAAUCAAGGGAAAGCAGUGAAUUUAUUUAGUUUUUAUGAAAACUGGCAUCAAAAAUGAAUGGUUUAGGUAAACGCGAUUGCUUUGCUUUGAAAUUGCUUCAUCCUUCCCUUUUUGUUUUUUUUAUUGUUUUGCUGUUGCUAUGGUUACGCCUGAUGUCCGCACUACUCAGGAACUUUGAUGAAGGUAAAAACAAUUUUUUAAAAUCUGGACUGGCAGAAAGGCAGAUUAUUUUUGUUUGAAAAUCCGGAUCUGAUUUUUACCCGGUCACGUGACCAGCUCGUGUCCUCUUCUUCUAGGUCCAACCAUAAAAAGACAGUAGAAGAAGAUUGUGUCCUUUAGUAAAGCUCUUAUUGUUCUACAGAGGUCACUGUGCCUUGUUCAGCCAAAAGUUGACCCUGCCAACAAAAAUAAAUGUUUGAAACAUG